Messenger RNA from Trichomycterus rosablanca, 3320 nucleotides. It is a transcript of the gene pcsk6, whose product is annotated as proprotein convertase subtilisin/kexin type 6. The coding region runs from base 127 to 2847 and encodes 906 amino acids. Gene Ontology annotation, biological process: peptide hormone processing. NCBI's taxonomy places the organism in Eukaryota, Metazoa, Chordata, Actinopteri, Siluriformes, Trichomycteridae. The record is from RefSeq and is a predicted model, not a curated record. Gene Ontology annotation, cellular component: membrane; cell surface. Gene Ontology annotation, molecular function: serine-type endopeptidase activity. The transcript has 20 exons.
AGAAGUGAAGAAAGAUCUGAGGAGAAGCGACCGCGUCUCUUUAACAUGUUCUCUGUUUACCUCACAGCUUCUCUCUGAGGACGAACGGAAGCGUUAGUUUGAUAGUCCGGUGCUGUGUAAGGAUACAUGAUGCCUGUGUUGGUGGUUCUGCUGGUGUUUGGUUUAUUAGCGGCGGAUGGAGCGUCGCUCUCCGGCGGUGUGUUCACUAACCACUGGGCUGUGAGGAUCCGAGGAGGAGCCCAACAAGCUGAUCAACUCGCUUCUAAAUAUGGUUUUACUAACCUGGGUCAGAUUGGUGGACUGGAGGACCACUACCAUUUCCAUCACAGUCAUGUGGUGCGUAGAUCUACUUUUGCCACCAGAGGCAAACACAGGUUCAUCCAGCUGGACCCCAAGGUCGACUGGGUCCAGCAGCAGGUAAUAAAGUCUCGAGUGAAACGCUACACCCCGACCGACCCCGACUUUAUCUACUUCAACGACCCCAAGUGGUCCAACAUGUGGUACAUCCACUGCAGUGAUAAAAACAGCCGCUGUCGAUCAGAGAUGAACAUCCUGGCAGCCUGGCAGCGCGGCUACACCGGCCGGAAUGUGGUCGUUACCAUCCUCGAUGAUGGGAUAGAGAGGAACCAUCCUGACCUGGCCCAAAACUAUGAUCAACUGGCCAGCUACGACGUGAAUGGGAACGACCACGACCCGACGCCGCGGUACGACUCCAACAACGAAAACAAGCAUGGAACCAGAUGUGCAGGAGAGGUGGCAGCUGUAGCCAACAACUCGCACUGCAUCGUGGGUAUCGCCUACAACGCCCGCAUUGGAGGCAUUCGGAUGCUGGAUGGUGAUGUGACGGAUGUGGUGGAGGCGAAGGCUCUGGGAAUCCGGCCCGACUACAUUGACAUUUACAGCGCCAGCUGGGGACCGGAUGAUGAUGGGAAGACUGUUGACGGUCCGGGACCGCUCGCCAGACAGGCCUUUGAACUGGGCAUUAAAAAGGGCCGUAAGGGUCUGGGCUCAAUCUUUGUUUGGGCGUCUGGAAACGGCGGUCGUCUGAAAGACCACUGCUCGUGUGAUGGCUACACCAACAGCAUCUACACCAUCUCGGUCAGCAGCAGCACGGAGAGCGGGAACAAGCCCUGGUACCAGGAGGUGUGCUCCUCCACCAUGGCCACCACCUACAGCAGCGGAGAUUACUACGACCGCCAAAUAGUUACGACGGACCUGCAUCAGCGCUGUACAGACCGCCACACUGGGACCUCAGUGUCUGCACCAAUGGUUGCUGGUGUUAUUGCUCUGGCACUGGAGGCCAAUCCUUUAAUUAGUUGGAGGGACGUUCAGCACCUACUGGUGAAGACGUCCAGACCAGUUCAUCUGAAAGCGAGUGACUGGAAGACCAAUGCAGCAGGACACAAAGUCAGUCAUCAUUAUGGUUUCGGGUUGGUGGAUGCGGAGGCCAUGGUGGUGGAGGCCAAGAAAUGGAGGAACGUUCCAGCUCAGCACAGCUGUGCACAGAUGUCAGAUCGUAGAGCUCGGUACGUCCGACCCAACCAGAAACUGAACGUCACCAUAAGCAGCUCAGGCUGCAGCAGCCGGCCGGAGCAACACGUGCUCCUCCUGGAACACGUCGUGGUUCGAGUGUUCAUUGUUCACCCACGCCGAGGAGACCUGGAGAUCAGCCUCAUCUCACCAUCAGGAACUCGCUCACAGCUUCUCUCCAGAAGGUUGUUUGACAGCUCCAGCCAGGGAUUCGUUAACUGGGGGUUCAUGACGGUGCACUGCUGGGGGGAGAGAGCCGAGGGUACAUGGACCCUGGAGAUAUCAGACACGCCCUCGCGGCUACGUAACCAGGAGGUUCUGGGUAAGCUGAAGGAAUGGACUCUGAUCCUGUAUGGAACAGCAGAAAACCCUUACCAGUCUUACGCUACUCAGCACUCUCGCUCCCGAAUGCUGGAGAUCCCCAGCGCCAAGAGUCCUGAACCUUCACUCAGCGCACCCCCCCAACAUGAGAACGAGGAGUACAAUGGGCCGUGCCAUCCUGAGUGUGGUGAUCAGGGUUGUGAUGGUCCAGAUGCUGAUCACUGUCUGAACUGCAUCCACUUCAGCCUCCUCUCUUUUUGGGACAGGACGUGUGUUAGCCACUGUCCGCUGGGGUAUUACGGGGACGGCGGGGCGAGGAGGUGCCGGCUGUGUUACCGGGGCUGUGAGACGUGUGUCGGUCGAGGUGUUAGUGAGUGCAAAUCGUGUCAGAGAGGCAUGUACCUCCACUUACUGGAGGGCUCAUGUGUGGAGGCCUGUCCCGCUGGAUUUUACCAUGAUGAAGUCCACAGACACUGUGUGAGGUGCAGUGAGAGCUGUGUGAGCUGUCUGGGGGAUUCUGAUGGCUGUUUGACCUGUGCUGAAGGUUUCAGCUUAGCAGGAAUGACCUGCGUUCCUGACUGUACUAAUGGAACCUUCUUCAACCUGGAGGACAUGAAGUGCAGCUCCUGCCACUCCUCCUGCUCCACCUGCACUGGUCCAGGGUUGGAGGAUUGUCUCCACUGUGCUCGGGAUUUACUGCAGCAGGAGUGGAACUGUGUUAGGACGUGCGGCCCCGGAUACUACAAGGGGGACACCAUCGGGCUCCCUCAGAGGAUGUGUCACAGAUGUGAGGAGAACUGUGUGAGCUGUAGAGGAGCUGGAGCGAGCUGUAUCCAGUGUAGAGACGGGUACAACCUGGUUGGCAGCAGCUGUAUGAUGAACGCCACCUGUAGCAACGAGGACAAGGUCUUCUGUGACAUGGUGAAAUCCAACCGGCUCUGUGAGAAGAAAUUUUUCCGGCAGUUUUGUUGCAGAACUUGUCUGAUGAGUGGAUGAACGAAUCAGAACCAGGACGGAGCGGGACGAUCUCAAUUCUAUAGCUGUGUGUUGUCUGAUCAAUCCCAACAAACUCCUCAUUUCUAUCAAAAACAUCACCUGAGAUCAUCUGAGCGAGCUACUGGAUCAUCAUGAGAUCUUUUUACAGUUGUGUGUUUUAUAAGCUUCAUAUAGAAGAUGUAUCAUGAUGGUUUAUGGUUUAUGAUGAAUGUGAUGAAGUGAAGCUGAAGGUUCAGUGUUGUCAGUGUACACUAGUACUGACCUUCUGAAUGAUGAAAUUAUGCAAAAUAAUUGUAAACUUUUCAGAGAGAAGAAGACGGAUAAUGAAUAUACAGGGUGAGAAUGAAUGAAUAAAUUCUGAAGGAUGAGAUGAGAGGAGAUGCUUUUGAAGAUCUUGUAUCUGUAGAACAUGAACGUCAUGUUUUAAACUGCUUCUGUUCAGACGACAGAAUAAACAAAAUCAUUUUGUGCCA